UUUUUUAUUAAAUAUGAAUAAAAUUACCAUCCUAAACCCAACGUCUGCCAUAUAUUAAAACCGACGUUUACGAUGAAACAGUCAAAGACACUGCCAGAUUACACCACGUGCAAAUAUGGAAUGUCCAAACCAAAUCUGGUAUGAGAAAAUGCUGAGAUGGGUCCCACUCCAAGGAGGGAAAGCUGAGAGCUUAAAUAGAGAUCUCAGCGCUGCUCUGCUCUUCCACUUCCGACAAAAGGGCUGUCUGUUUACGCAGCCACACGAGAAAAAAGGGAAGAGGCCGAGCAAGCGAGAAAGCGUCUUCCUUUAUUUUAGAAAGAUAGAUAAGGAGAGAGAGAGAGAGAGAGGCUACGAAGAGAAAGAAAGAUUUUCAAUCUCAAUUUUAAGGGUGUGGAACAAUGGGUGCAGGUGUCAGAAUGUCCGUUCCCCCAAGUGCAAGGAAGUCAGAAUCUGACUCCCUGAAGAGAGUUCCUUGCUCAAAACCACCAUUCACUCUCAGUCAGGUCAAGAAAGCCAUCCCACCUCACUGUUUCCAGCGGUCUCUUCUUCGCUCAUUCUCUUAUUUUGUUUAUGACGUCAUCUUGGCCUCUCUCUUCUAUUAUGUAGCUACCAAUUACAUCCAUCAGUUUCCUCGGCCCCUCUCUUAUGUUGCCUGGACGAUUUAUUGGGCCAUGCAAGGCUCUGUAUUAACUGGUGUUUGGGUUAUAGCACAUGAGUGUGGCCACCAUGCCUUCAGUGAUUAUCAAUGGCUUGAUGACACUGUUGGUCUUGUACUCCACUUUUCUUUGCUUGUCCCAUACUUCUCUUGGAAAUAUAGCCAUAGCCGUCAUCAUUCUAACACUGGUUCCCUUGACCGGGAUGAAGUGUUUGUUCCCAAGCAAAAAACCGCAUUAAGAUCGUGGGCCAAAUAUCUUAACAAUCCACCAGGUCGAUUCCUCUCAAUUACAAUUCAGCUUACUCUUGGCUGGCCUCUUUACCUAGCAUUCAACGCAGCAGGCAGGCCUUAUGAACGAUUUGCUUGUCACUAUGACCCUUACGGCCCUAUCUUUAAUGAUCGCGAACGACUACAAGUCUUCGUCUCUGAUGCUGGUGUUCUUGCUGUCACCUAUGGGCUGUAUCGUCUUGCCUUAGCAAAAGGGCUGGCUUGGGUUGUUAGUGUCUACGGAGUACCAUUGUUGGUGGUUAAUGCGUUCCUUGUCACGAUCACAUACUUGCAGCACACUCACCCAUCUUUGCCACAUUAUGAUUCCUCAGAGUGGGACUGGUUAAGGGGAGCUCUAACAACUGUUGACAGAGAUUAUGGAAUUUUGAAUAAGGUUUUCCAUAACAUCACCGAUACUCAUGUGGCUCAUCAUUUGUUUUCGACCAUACCUCACUAUCAUGCAAUGGAGGCUACAAAUGCAAUGAAGCCAAUAUUGGGAGAAUAUUACCAGUUUGAUGGUACUCCAGUGUAUAAGGCGAUAUUUAGGGAGGCGAAGGAAUGUAUUUACGUUGAACCAGAUGAAGGUGACCAGGACAAAGGUGUCUUUUGGUUUAGAAAUAAAAUUUAAAUUAGUUAAAUGCUUAAUUUGGAAUCAAAUAUUUAUAUGGUUGUUUAAUUUAGGAUUAGAUGUUUUAUUAUAUAUGAAUAAGAAUCAUUUAUCGAAAAUUUACAAAUGAAGAUAUAUUUAGAUGAAAAUCAAUGCGUAUGGCGUA
Messenger RNA from Durio zibethinus, 1695 nucleotides. Its product is annotated as delta(12)-fatty-acid desaturase FAD2-like. The record is from RefSeq and is a predicted model, not a curated record. Gene Ontology annotation, biological process: lipid metabolic process. Gene Ontology annotation, molecular function: oxidoreductase activity, acting on paired donors, with oxidation of a pair of donors resulting in the reduction of molecular oxygen to two molecules of water. NCBI's taxonomy places the organism in Eukaryota, Viridiplantae, Streptophyta, Magnoliopsida, Malvales, Malvaceae.